AUGGGGCCUCAGAAUGCGUGCGUGACGAAACCUCUGGACGCAACCAAUCAUAGAAACGAGGAACGUGGAGAGGAGGUAAAGGCAAUGGAGCAGGUGGACAGGGACAUUCUCAUUGGUCUAUCCGACGUUGUGCGUAAGGUAUUGGAGCCGUAUGGCAAGGUCCUGGAAGUGAGCCGGGAGAAGUGGAAUGUUGAAGGCUUCCAAGGGAUCGAAUCAACGACCAGGUGUGCGCGGAUGACACUGAACGAAGGCGGCACGGCCAAUAUCAUGCCACACCAGCUUCGGAUCCAAGGUGGUAACGUACUUGUUAUGAUACCUGGACGGGCGCCCUUGUGCUUACGCUGUAAGCGCACAGGUCAUAUUCGACGAGAAUGCAGGGCGCCGAAGUGCUCGGAGUGUUUUCGCUUUGGGCAUGAUGGCGCCGAGUGUGUCAGGUCGUACGCCAGGGUGGCCAGCGGGGCCGGGACGGCCGAGACCAAUGACCACGCCAUGGAUGCCGAGGAAGCGGAGCGUACUAUCCAGGGCUUGGCGCCAGAAGCUUUAACCCCUGCCAAAGAACGCAAGAGUGAAGGAAGCAGCUCCUUGGAGGCAGCCAGAGAGAACGGAGGUCAACCGGAAGGCGCACCUCCCAGCGGUGCCGACGUGAAGCCCUCUGAUGCCGGAGCAGACAAGGAACCGAACGACGCAAGCCCCGACGGACCUUCAGAUAUGGACGACACCAGCGAGUCGACUAAGAGAGCCUUCGAUGACGAUACGGCGGCAGGAGACGGAGCACGCCAACAACACCCCUGGAUGGAACGCACGAAGAAGGGGCGUUACCAGCCCGCGCCCAACGAUCCUAAAGAGGAGCGACGGCGCAGGGAAAGCAAGUAA
This is a messenger RNA of Ixodes scapularis (black-legged tick), 873 nucleotides long. RefSeq lists its product as uncharacterized. Gene Ontology annotation, molecular function: zinc ion binding; nucleic acid binding. The coding region runs from base 1 to 873 and encodes 290 amino acids. The record is from RefSeq and is a predicted model, not a curated record. The transcript is spliced from 2 exons. NCBI's taxonomy places the organism in Eukaryota, Metazoa, Arthropoda, Arachnida, Ixodida, Ixodidae.